Messenger RNA from Sipha flava (yellow sugarcane aphid), 2166 nucleotides. RefSeq names its product kelch-like protein diablo (gene dbo). The transcript is spliced from 3 exons. The record is from RefSeq and is a predicted model, not a curated record. Gene Ontology annotation, molecular function: protein binding. The coding region runs from base 234 to 1973 and encodes 579 amino acids. Lineage: Eukaryota; Metazoa; Arthropoda; Insecta; Hemiptera; Aphididae.
AUAAAUAUUAUAAUUAAAUUCUUAUCGGGUAUUAUAAAAAAUUUGUUAUUAGUUAAAUUCGAAAUAUAUAGAGUGUUAAAAUCAAUUUUUCUUCGUAAUAUUUGAAUCCGCUGACAUUUUAUUUUAUUCUAAGACUGUUAAAAUAGGCAGCAAAAAUUGAAGGUACGUGGGAUUGGUGUUCUCCUCCUGUACAUCUCCUUUCAUCCCUUGGUGCACGGUCAACUGCAUUUCAUAUGGGUCCUAUAGAAACUGAUUCACCUUUGCCUAAUAGGCUAACACACGUCUCAGAUAAACAUCCAAGAUGUAUGUUAGCCGAGUUCAGUUCAAUGCGUCGCCAUCGAGAAUUAUGUGAUGUUGUCCUCAAUAUUAACAAUCGUAAAAUAUUCGCUCAUCGUAAUAUUUUAUCUGCAUGUAGUCCAUACUUUAGGGCAAUGUUUAAUGGAGACUUAGCCGAAUCUCGACAAACAGAAGUUACUAUACGUGAUAUGGAUGAAAUAGCUAUGGAACUAUUAAUAGAAUUUUGUUAUUCUGCUCGAAUUACAGUGGAAGAAUCAAAUGUUCAAACUCUUCUUCCAGCUGCUUGUUUAUUGCAAUUGACUGAAAUUCAGGAUAUUUGCUGCGAAUUUUUAAGAAGGCAACUUGAUCCUUCAAAUUGUCUUGGCAUCAGAGCAUUUGCUGACACACAUUCUUGUCUUGAUUUAUUACGUGUAGCUGAUAAAUAUACUCAGCAUAAUUUUCAAGAAGUUAUGGAAAGUGAGGAAUUCCUUCUUCUUCCUGUUACACAACUGAUUGAUUUAAUUGCCAGUGAUGAACUUAAUGUCAGAACAGAGGAACAAGUAUUUAAUGCAGCAAUGUCUUGGGUCAAGUAUAACAUAUCUGAGCGACGACAGAAUCUCCCCCAGGUACUUCAACAUGUAAGACUACCUUUAUUAAGUCCUAAAUUUUUAGUUGGCACUGUAGGAGCUGAUUUAUUAGUUCGUAGUGAUGAAACUUGUAGAGAUCUUGUUGAUGAAGCUAAAAACUAUUUACUUUUACCACAAGAACGACCUUUAAUGCAAGGACCUCGAACUAGACCUCGUAAACCUACUCAAAGAGGUCAACUUUUAUUUGCUGUUGGUGGAUGGUGCAGUGGAGAUGCUAUAGCUUCAGUUGAACGUUACGAUCCUCAAACAGAGGAUUGGAAGCUACAGGCACAAAUGAGUAAAAGGAGAUGUGGAGUUGGAGUAGCUGUACUUAAUGAUUUAUUAUAUGCAGUUGGUGGACAUGAUGGUCAGUCUUACCUUAACAGUAUUGAAAGAUAUGAUCCACAAACAAAUCAAUGGUCUUGUGAUGUGGCUCCUACAACAUCAUGUCGCACAAGUGUUGGCGUUGCUGUUUUAGAUGGUUUGCUGUAUGCAGUAGGUGGUCAAGAUGGUGUGCAAUGUUUGAGCCAUGUUGAACGUUAUGAUCCUAAAGAAAAUAAAUGGAGCAAAGUAGCCCCAAUGACUACUAGAAGGUUAGGUGUUGCAGUUGCAGUAUUAGGAGGAUAUUUAUAUGCAAUUGGUGGUUCAGAUGGUCAAUCUCCUUUAAGUUCUGUUGAACGUUAUGAUCCAAGACAAAACAAAUGGACUGUAAUGGCACCAAUGUCAACGAGAAGAAAACAUUUAGGAUGUGCUGUUUAUAAAGACAUGAUAUAUGCAGUUGGAGGCCGUGAUGAUUGUAUGGAGCUAAGCAGUGCAGAAAGAUAUAAUCCUCAUACAAAUGCAUGGUCUCCGAUAGUUGCUAUGACAUCUCGUAGAAGUGGAGUAGGUUUAGCUGUAGUUAAUGGACAGUUGUAUGCAGUUGGAGGGUUUGAUGGAACAGCAUAUUUAAAAACUAUUGAAGUAUAUGAUCAGAGUCAAAAUCAGUGGCGAUUAUGUGGUACAAUGAAUUACAGACGACUUGGAGGUGGUGUUGGAGUAAUGAGAUCACCACAAACUGAUAACAAUUUUUAAAAUAUUACCAAAACUAAACUUGUUUAUUUUAUAUUGAUUUAUUAGAGUAAUUGUUUUUAUAAACUGCCUUAAAUUAGAAUAUAUUUCAGUAUAUUGCUUUGUAUAGCAACAAAAACUACCAGAAUGUAUUCUAAUUUUAGGCAUACUUUAUUUUUAACGUGCUAUAGUAGAAACUUUAUUUAAAAUAAAAAUG